This is a messenger RNA of Plasmodium relictum, 1860 nucleotides long. RefSeq names its product conserved Plasmodium protein, unknown function. The record is from RefSeq and is a predicted model, not a curated record. The transcript has a single exon. Lineage: Eukaryota; Apicomplexa; Aconoidasida; Haemosporida; Plasmodiidae. Bases 1 to 1860 code for a protein of 619 amino acids.
AUGGAAAUUACAGCAGUUAGGUAUGUGUUAAGGGAUAGGAUAAAGAGCAUUUUUGAAAAAUACAGCAAAUCAAUAAUUUUAAAUGAGGAAUUAAUAAAAAAAAAUAACAUUGAAAGUAAUGAUUCAAUAAAAUGUAAUAAUUAUUCUAUAAAUUAUAAGCAAAUAUGUAAUGAUCAAGAAAAUAGUCAUUUUUAUUACAAUAAAAAUUCUAUUUUUUUUCCUAGUAAAAAUUAUUUGAUAAUUGAAAAUUACACAUCCGUUAUAUAUGAAAAUUGUGAAGAAAAAGUAAAUAUUAUUCUAGCAAAUAAAAAUUUACCAGAAGGAAGGAUAGAAAUUCAAAUAAAAGGAAAAGAAUCCUUUAUUAUACCUUGCAGAAUUUAUAAAAAUAUUUUAAGUUGCUUCUUACCACAGCUUGAAAAAGGAAUUUAUCAGUUAUUUUUUUUUAUUAAUAAGGAAAUGAUGCUUAUAAAAUUGUUACGUCCAGGGAUAGAACUAACUGAGGAUUCGAAAUUUUUGUCACUACAUGUUAUUGAAAUAACUGACUUUGGCCAUUGCUUAAAAAGUAAAAGUGUAAAAAGUAAAAAGUAUAAUAUUAGUGUAAAUAAUAAUAUAUAUACAAACAAAGAGCUUAUAAAAUUAUACAAUAGUAUUUACAAGAAUUAUAAAGAUGCUGUUAGUGAGAAUAAAAGAAAUUCAAGAAUUGCAGUAGGAAGUGACUAUAAACUUCAAAAUAUUAGUGAAUUAAAUUUUUAUAAUUUUCUUAAGUGCUACAAGGAUGAAUGUAUUGAUCAUUCAUUUAGAAAAAAUAAAAAUGAAAUUGAUGUAAACAAUUUAAAUUUUGUUUCCCAAUUAAAUUUAGAAAAAGGAAUCCAGCAAAACAGAAUACCAAUUCUGUAUAAGAAAUUAUUGUAUGAUAGUUGUAUAUAUGAAAAUAAAAUGGCAAUUAUACAUUUUCACUCAAAAUUUUUCGAAUAUGAUCCUUUUAAUGUUAUGUCAGCUCAUAUUUUUACAAAAGAUACAUUAAAAGAUGGAUACACUAUUUUUGCUUUUAACUUAAUACCUGUAUUUCAUAAAGAAAAAGAGAGGUCUUCUUAUACCAAGGUAGAUAUACAAAAAGACAUAGAAGAGAAUAAUUUAUUUAAUAUGUUGAACAAUACAGAAAAAAUAGAAGAAAAUAAAAAAGAAAAUACAAAUUAUAUUAGCACUUUAUUAAUGCUUAAAUCAAAUGAGACUAAUUGCGCAGAUGUAAGAAUGUGGAAGUACAUAGAUACUAUUAACUGUAAAAAAAAUAAUAUAUCAAAUAAUUUUUAUAUAAAUAAAGAUAGUUACGAAAAUGUUUAUUGCCCUGUACCUAAAGAAUUAAUCAAUAAUAAAAAUGUUUUUAAAAAGUAUUCCGAAGGACUCAAAAUUUCUGAAAAGGUCAGCAUUUUUUUUGAAAGUUGGAAUGAUGAUAUAUUGCCUGUACAUAAAUUUGUUAAUUUAUUUGAAUAUAAUUUUCCUUAUAAAAAAAUAAAAAAUUUAUCCAAUUAUAUCAAAAAUAAAAAAGAUGAUUUUUUAUUAUUUAGUGAUUUUGAUAUAAAAAAUAGCGAAAAUAAUAAAAAAUAUCAUUCGAUAAUAUUAAAAAAUCAGAAUAUUCCAACUCCAAAAAAAUCAACACCUAAUGAAAAUCAAAAUAAUAAUGAAUUAGAAAAAAAAAUCUCACUUGAAUAUCUACUUAAUAAUUUUGUUUCUUUUGUUCUAGUUAUUGAAGAAAAAAUAUAUCACAGUGUUAUUCCUAUAAAUAAACUUCUUUUAUUAUUUAUAAUUAACUAUUGGAUGCAUUUUAUUGGUAUACAAGAAAAAAAAAGAAUAUAUAUAUAA